Molecule: messenger RNA, 1587 nt
Organism: Cuscuta epithymum
Lineage: Eukaryota; Viridiplantae; Streptophyta; Magnoliopsida; Solanales; Convolvulaceae
Source: the annotation of a GenBank genome assembly
AGAUAGUAUGAUCGGGAAGGGAAGAACGUUUUGGCUCGUUUUGCUGCUUAGGAGAGGAAAGGUAUUGGCCAGGUUUUUGGACGCACGGUUCUUGCUUUCGGUUUUUGCUUUCGAUUAUUGCCUGUUGGCUUGGUUUCGGCUUUAGCUUCGAGAACAGGGGGCAGGUGGUUCUCGGCCAUUUCUUUGAUAGAAGAUGGAAGAGAUCGCUAACAAAUACAAGGACAUGGUGAUUGGGGAUCAGGAAGAGGAAUUGGUCUUUGAGGAGGAGGCUCUCGAAGGGGAGGAUGGCUUGGGCAAGCAAGAACUGUAUCCGGUGGUAGGGACUGUGAUAACCAACAAGAUGGUGAAUUUUUCGGCACUUCGCAAUCUUAUGGCCUCACUUUGGAUGCCUGGUAAGGGUAUCUCCAUUAAAGCAAUCGACGAAAAAAGGUAUAUGUUUACUUUUUAUCAUCCUAUAGACAUGAAACGUGUACUUGAAGAUGGACCGUGGAUUUUUGAACAGAAUUUGCUAGUUCUUCGGGCGUUGCAGCCCGGGGAUGUCCCACUCAGUGUUCCUCUAAAUGAGGCCAAAUUCUGGGUUCAGGUCCAUGAUAUUCCUUAUGAUUUUAUGAAUCUGAGUGUGGCUAGGAGAAUUGGAAAUUUUGUUGGAACUUUUGUUAACUGGGAAAAACCCUGGUAUGAUAAAAAGUGGAAGCCGUAUAUGAGAGUUAGGGCUUGCUUGGAUGUGGGCAAACCUAUGAAGAUUGGGACCACACUCAGGAAGGGGCGGGGUGAAGGAUACUGGGUGGAUUUUAAAUAUGAGAAGCUGCCUAGUUUCUGCUUUUCUUGUGGUAUUAUAGGGCACUCUGACAGGUUUUGUCCUUUAGUGUAUGAGAAGGAUGGUACGGAUACUAUCAGGCCGUAUGGGAUCCAUCUACGAGCAGGAGGGGGAGGGAAGGCACGACAGGAGAGAGGAAACAAAUGGAUCAUCUCAGACGGACCGGAGGAGGAAAGCAGGGCAGCCCGCGAGGAGGGGGGCAGUUCGGGACCGGGCAGGAAAAAUUGGGGCAUAGCUUCAGUAAGUGCCUCAAAGGGCGGAGGAGGGAACACGGAUGCAACAGCUAUGGAGGACAAGAGUGGAGAGCCAAAGCGCAGAAGGACAUGGGAAGAAUCUGGCGUAGCAGGAGAAGGAGGCGAGACUAUGGUGCUGGACCCAAAAAACGGGGAGGGGGCGGGUUUAGAUGCCUUGACCCGCCACAUUCCUUGAAGAAGGUUGCAGCCGGGAAGGGAUGCUGGUGCUCGUUCAUUUGCUUCAGACUACUUUACAAUUUCCACGUUUUGUUUAUCUUUGAGUUUACUUUAUUUUAUCCGUACGCUUUCCUUUCAAUUACUGUGAUCAUGUUAUUCCAGACUUUUACACUUGGCGGGGGUGAUGAGGUUUUUACUCUGGUCACGUUUGGCUCAUGUAGACCCAUGAUAGGAUCAGCGAAUCAUAUUGCUUUUUUUAAGGUGAUUGAUUCUCCAGCUGAUUCGAGGGUCGGUGGUCAGAAGUGCUUACUUUAUCAUUAUUGUCCCUUGCUGUGUGUUCUUUUAUCAAUAUAAGCCUCC